CGUCAUCAGGGGAGCUCCAGUAAAGAAAAUGCUGCCGGACUGAACACUCGCUCUCCGGCCGCACGCACGGAUAGCUCUGCUCUCCCCGAUGGACGAAAAGGUAUCCUGAAGCGCACUGAAUCCGGCAAUACCUACGGCUAUUAAACCUGGACCAAACUGACUGGUGUUCGCUUCACAUUAAAAUGGGAGUAAACGGAAAACAUCUCCGUGUUUUAUCUCACACUUUAAAGCGAUAUCAUUUCACCGUCUGGCUCAUGUGUUCGUUCGUUUUGUCCGAUGAAGCUCAGUGUCCUUUCAACUGCACAUGUUUUAACAGAUCCGUGAUGUGUGAGGACUCUGAAGAGAUCAAACUACCUCUAGAAGUGCCUAGAAGGACACAAAUCCUGACUUUAAACAAUGUAAACAUUUCAGUAUUGAUAGAGAGAGCGUUUUCAGCCAACGGGACAAACGCGCACAGUCUCCACGAGCUGUCAUUGCGGGACAACAACAUACAAGUGAUUCAAAGUUGCGCGUUUUGUGGACUCCACAGACUCCAUUUGUUAGACUUGAGUCGCAAUCGUUUAGAGGAUGUGCAUCCUGAGGCUUUUUCUGAACUGAAUCAACUGCGUAAUCUUAAUCUCAGUAACACUUUAACUGCAGCUGGUGCGAAUCAGCUGUCGAGCGCACUGGACAGUUUGAACAGUCUCCAGAUACUGGACCUUUCUGGAAACCGUUUGAAGACUAUCCCUCUUUCUGGGUUUGGGAAAUUCAGUUUAACCACGCUCAACCUCACGCAUAAUUCAAUCACAACACUGGAUACUAAUGAGCUAACUAAAUUAAGCGAAUACAGGGAAAUGCGCGUUUACUUGUCGCACAACCCUUUCGAUUGUAGAUGUGACAGACUGAGGGAGUUUCACGAUUGGCUGAAGAACAGCUCACAGUGCGCAGACUCCAAAAACUUGAAAUGCGCGCAACCCAAAGUGCAGAAGGAUUUACGCGUGGAGAGCGUGGACUGUAAAAACGUGGGCUCUUUUGUUCUUCUUGGCAUUGUGCUGGCCCUUAUCGGCGUGGUGUUCCUCAUGGUGUUGUAUUUGAACAGGCGAGGCAUUAAAAGGUGGCUCAACAACAUUAGAGAGGCCUGCCGGGAUCAAAUGGAGGUGUAUCAUUACAGAUAUGAACAGGACUCCGAUCCAAGGUUGACAAACGUUGCUGUUUAAGCAGAAGAACCUGCUGAUGUAAUUUCCUUGAACUCUUCGCGAAGAUGCUGACAACCAGACUGCAGUUUUGUGGCAUUUACAGUGCUCAGCAUAGUUGAGUACACCCCAUUUUUAAAAUGAAUAUUUUAAUAUAUUUUAUUUCUCAGUGAAUAUAGG
This is a messenger RNA of Danio aesculapii, 1352 nucleotides long. It is a transcript of the gene tpbgl, whose product is annotated as Wnt-activated inhibitory factor 2. The record is from RefSeq and is a predicted model, not a curated record. Gene Ontology annotation, cellular component: plasma membrane. The transcript has a single exon. Gene Ontology annotation, biological process: negative regulation of canonical Wnt signaling pathway. Bases 183 to 1196 code for a protein of 337 amino acids. Gene Ontology annotation, molecular function: protein binding. NCBI's taxonomy places the organism in Eukaryota, Metazoa, Chordata, Actinopteri, Cypriniformes, Danionidae.